Molecule: messenger RNA, 1020 nt
Organism: Clonostachys byssicola
Lineage: Eukaryota; Fungi; Ascomycota; Sordariomycetes; Hypocreales; Bionectriaceae
Source: the annotation of a GenBank genome assembly
AUGGCCGCUUCGCGUAAGCCGGUCCAUUCGCCAGCCAACCUGACGACGCAAAGUACGGAUAGCCUCUUACAAAGCGAUCAUUCCCUUAUCAUUGGCGCUUUCGGCGUUAAGCACAUGAAGCUCUUGCACCACUUUACCAUAUUCACUGCGAGCACUCUAUCGAACAACUCCAAAGUGCAAGAGGUUUGGCGGAUGACAGUCCCAAGGCUUUCGUUUUCUACCCAUUUUGUACUAUACGCCAUUCUCGCGCUCGCCUCACUUCACCUGGCAUAUUUAGAAGAAGACCAAGCGCAGCACCAUUGGUCACGUGGUAUCGAAUUGUUCCAGAAGGCACUCGACGGGGCGAAGCCAGCCAUGCAGCAUAUCACGGAGGAUAACUGCACAUCGCUGUACCUAUUUUCCAUGCUAACCUGUUACUUCGUUCUAGCAAGGGGCUACGAGUACAUCCCUGGCGUCGACGAGGGAGAAGGCGGCGUUCUCGGCUGGAUCUUCCUGUUUCAAGGAACAAAAACACUCUUGACGGCUCCCUACCCAACAAUUUUGCGCUCCGGGCCACUCGGGGUUAUGUUUGAAGUGGGGGAGCAGCGUGCCCUCCUGCUAGACUCAACGCGGAGGAUAGAAUGUGAGGCACUCGGGAUGUUACGAGAGGCGCUUCAGAGAGAAGUCUCGGACGUGCAGGAGAUGGAGGUAUAUGCCGAGGCGGUACGCCAUCUCCAACUAUCCUACAACAUCGUUUAUGAACAGCCCCGUGGACUAUACGAGGGCACAGACGUCUUUAUCUGGCUCUUCAGAACACCUCCUGAGUAUUUCAACCUCCUGAAAAGGAGGCGGCCCGCCUCGCUAGCCAUCUUCCUCUGUUUUGCGGCGCUUAUCCGCCAAUUACAUGAUACCUGGUGGGCUAGAGAUUGGGGCGAGGGGAUAAUAAAAAUCCGGGGGAGAGCCACAGAUGGCUUUUGGAAGUCGUGCCGGGCCUCAAUCCACAGCAUGGCUGAAAAGGCAAACUCUUACGUAGACUUCUAA